This is a messenger RNA of Halichondria panicea, 1271 nucleotides long. RefSeq names its product CUB and sushi domain-containing protein 2-like. The record is from RefSeq and is a predicted model, not a curated record. The transcript has 7 exons. Lineage: Eukaryota; Metazoa; Porifera; Demospongiae; Suberitida; Halichondriidae. Bases 1 to 1266 code for a protein of 421 amino acids.
AUGGAAUCAAAUUUAUGGUUAGAAAUAAUUACGUCAAUGAACACAGGACCCACUGAACCACCCACCACCUGCUCUGAUCUCACUGCUCCGUCCAAUGGAAUGAUCAGCUACAAUACGGGGACUACUAGUCCGAGACCAGUGGGCACUGUGGCCACCUACACCUGUGUCCCUGGCUGCACUCUCAAUGGAGGCACCACCAGGACUUGUGGGAGUGAUGGAGUGUGGAGUGGGUCAGCUCCAACUUGUCAACAGAUACUAAUCUGUUCUGACUUACCCUCUCUGCCUAAUGGAGCCAUUUCUUAUAAUGGUGGAUCCACUGACAUCAGACCUAUCAACACCAUAGCUACACACAGCUGCAACACUGGCUACACUCUCAAUGGAGACAGUGUCAGAGUUUGUCAGAAUGACAGAACAUGGAAUGGGUCACCUCCAACUUGUCGAGUUUCCUGUGGCCCCCCUCCCUCUAUUGACAACGGAUCUCCCGGACAACCAACCAGCACAAUAAUCGGAGGAGAGGCGACCUUCACCUGUGACACUGGAUACCUUCUGAUUGGCUCUGAAACCAUCACAUGUUUGAGUACUGGUAACUGGAGCACCUCACCAUCUUGCCAGAUCCCUCCCCCUGUGUACUUGUCCCUCUCCUCCACCAACUACUUGUCUGGGCUCUCUGAGAUCCCUCUGUCCACCGUGGGAGAUGGGAGUGGCCUCGUCUGUCAUACUGACCUUGCUGGCUGCUGUGAGGGGAACACUGGAGAUUGGUACUAUCCUAAUGGCUCUGUUAUUAUGGAGGAUGGAGCGUUGUAUGUUAGCAGAGAUCAGAUGAGUGUCAGUCUGAUGAUGAGUGGAACAGCUGCUGCUCCUGGUGGUCUCUACUGCUGUGUGGUGCCUACCAGUGGAGGGAUGGAUACUGCAUGUAUUGUGUUAGCCUCUACUGAUGAGAGCUCUGUCGGUGCUCAGUGUGACAACACUGGUGCUGUGGUGGGAGGAGUGGUGGCCCUGGUAGCAAUGGUGGCUAUAGUAACUGGUGUAGUGAUGGUGACCUACCUAGUGCUCCGGUACAAGAGAGGAGGGAAAAUGACUGUUCCUCCAGAUAUCUCCCUUACUGACCAGGGUCAGAGUGCAGCUGCUACCUAUGAGACCGUCCCUGCCACUUAUGAGGAGAUCCCAGCCUCCAAAGAGGUCAAAGGUGACUACAGCUACACACAGAACAAUGCCUACUUGACUGUGAGUGGGCGUGAGGCUCCUGCUGCUGGAGGAAUACAAUAACUGAU